Sarcophilus harrisii (Tasmanian devil) is the source of this 2047-nucleotide messenger RNA. It is a transcript of the gene LY6G5C, whose product is annotated as lymphocyte antigen 6 family member G5C. Gene Ontology annotation, cellular component: external side of plasma membrane. The record is from RefSeq and is a predicted model, not a curated record. NCBI's taxonomy places the organism in Eukaryota, Metazoa, Chordata, Mammalia, Dasyuromorphia, Dasyuridae.
GUUGCUACCUAUGGAUGCAUCCUGGAGAUCAGGGAGCUAGGCUGCAUCUUGGGCUCUGACAUCUGCCCCUCGGCCAAGGGUGGAGGCUGCCUAACUACCAUUGUUCACAAUGGCAGUAAGGAGGAAGUCAUAAGUGACAGCCAGAAGAAGGAUCGCUUGGCAAAAUGCUCAGUGUCUUCUCGAUGUUUCCUUGAGCCAUUCUGUAAUUCACCACCACUCUCUGACCAGGUCUUGUUACAAGACCUGGAUCUGUUACAGAAUCAAGAUAAAAAUACUAGUGUUGUAUUGGAUUUCCUCAAUCCCAUUCCCAGUUCUAGGUCACCAUCACCUAUUUUCUCAAAACUCUCAACCAGCCAAACUGGAUGGCCUUCAGACUAUGACCCCUAACCAGCCCUUUCUAGAGCGCUCGUAGAGACCACUGAAGUUGAUUGGUCCCAAACCUAAUCUUGCUUUAGAAUGUAGCUAGUGAUCUCCCCCCCAAUUAUAUCCCUCAAAUUUCAACCUUUUCUUCAAGGCCCACCCCUACAUCUUGCCUACAAGUUUCCUGUUCAGAUUCUCCAAUCCAAUCUAAGUCAAUUCGCCAUAUUCAUGAAACAUCUCAAGUACAUGCAAGACAUUGUUAAGCAUUCUACUACUCCAGAUGAUACUACUGAUACAUUCUACUACUCUCAUCUCCUGGAGAGACCACAAAGGUCAUCUAGUCCAAAGAUUCAUGGCGGGAGAAAGUUUAAGAAGCCCUGAUCUAGCUCAAUGAACAUGCCUUCCCAAGGACUGAACAUUUUUCAGGUUAACUAUACCUCGUUUUCCUCAUCUAUAGAAAGAAAACACUCAGAAUUGUUAUGGGGAAAAUAUUUUGUCAAUUCUAUAAAACCACACACACACAUACACAUAUAUAUGACAAUUAUUGAUGAUCAUUGGCAAAAAUCGGGACUAAAGCCCACAUCUAAAUUCUAGCAAUCUAAUAAGCUUUCCAUUUUAACUUGCCUCUAUUUUGGGUCAUUUAAACAUGAUCUCCACUCAUUAUUACCUGCCCCCCUCCCUUGGAGGAGAAGGAACUAGUAAUGUCUUUCCACACCUUAGUCUUUGUCUCUAAUUUUACUCCAUGAUAAACUGAUGCAAAAAAAAAAACCACAUUCAAAUUAAAUGAGAUUAGGGUGAGGGGAUAUGAGAUAGAAAAGGAUGACAGGAUACAAGAGAGUGCUACUUAAGUUCUACUUAAGUGGAACAGAUUAGUUCAAUCCAGCACAACAGUCCAGUGCAAUUCUGAAAUUUCUCCAGCUGAGUUUUUUGAAUCCCUCAUACGCCAAAUAGCAAAAAUAGAUUUGCCCAGGAUCAAAUCACCUAUCACCUCUCAUCUACAUCAAACUGCUUGCCAACCCCAAACUUGAGGCUGUAAAGGUAAUCCCAAGGAUGCCAGGGUCUAACCUUGAGGCAUCUGGUAGUUGUCUUUUCUGAAUAGAGUGGGGGUGGCAGAAAGAUAGGACCCCAAAGUCAGGUUCCCCUCAUAUUCAAUCAAGUCAAAAAGCAUUUAAAUUCCUUUUAUGUGUCAGGCACUGUAUUAAGGAAUGUAGAUAGAUAUAAAGAAAAACAAAAUCCAGUAUCUUCUCAAAAAUCAGGGGUAGUCUCAAAAGGUAAGGUACUAAGAUAAAAAAGGUCUGGAAGAGAUUACUUGUAGAUGAAAUUUGAAGGAAACCAUGUAACGUGAGAGGUAAAGGGAAGAGGGAGAAAAUUCCUGGCAUGGAGGACAAUCAAGGAAGAUACUCCAUUCAGAAGAUGGAGUGUCUAGGGUUGUGUGCAAUUUAGAUAAGAUAUAAGAAGACUAGCUGGGUAGGCAGAGGCUGGGAUAUGAAGGUUUUUACAAGCCAGAUUAUUUCUUUUGGGAAUCAGUUAAGUAGCAUAAUGCACUGGGCCUCAGAGAAAUUUGAAUUUACAUCUCACCUCAGACACUUGUAUAAACCCUGGGUAAGGUACUUGUCCUUUGCCUCAGUUUGCUCAAUUCUAAAAUGAGGAUAAUUUCACCUACCUCCCAGGAUGGUUGUGAGUAUCA